Molecule: messenger RNA, 717 nt
Organism: Suillus fuscotomentosus
Lineage: Eukaryota; Fungi; Basidiomycota; Agaricomycetes; Boletales; Suillaceae
Exons: 8
Coding region: 1-717 (238 amino acids)
Biological process (GO): ubiquitin-dependent protein catabolic process; protein deubiquitination
Cellular component (GO): cytoplasm
Molecular function (GO): cysteine-type deubiquitinase activity
Source: RefSeq, a predicted model, not a curated record
AUGUCGGAAUCUCGCUGGAUCCCGCUCGAAAGCAACCCAGAUGUCUUUAACAGUUGGGCCAUAAACGCUGGACUGGCGUCCCAGGCGCAAUUCGAGGACAUAUAUGGUCUCGAUCCAGAACUUCUAGGAAUGGUAUCGGGAGGUGUAAAGGCGGUCACACUACUCUUUCCCUGUUCAGGGAGCAUUGCGACCAAGCGCAAAGAGGAAGAUGAAAAGAUUGCCGCUCAAGGGCAGUAUCCGAUCGAUCCCAUUAUUUUCUGGAUGAAGCAGACGAUUGUAAACGCUUGCGGAACCAUGGGCCUUCUGCAUGCUUUAAUAAACUCAGGUGUCGCUUUCGCUGAUGAAAGUCCAUUGGCUAAAUUUAUUGAAGAAUGCAAAGACAAAACACCAUUGGAACGUGUCAAAGUUCUAGAGGAGACCUCCCUGUUCGAACAGAUCCAUACCUCUGCAGCCGUCUCAGGACAAACCACGGUGCCUGAUGAUCUGGAUACAUAUCUCCAUUUUACUUGUUUCGUUAAGGCGCCCGAUGUCACUGCGAGGGACGAAGACCGUGGGUGGCGCGUCGUAGAGUUGGACGGAGGUCGCAAUGGUCCGAUUGAUAGGGGCAAAUGCACAAACUUGCUUCAGGACGUGGCCAACUUCGUCAAAGAACAUUAUAUCAAGGAAAGCAAGAGCGUCAACUUCAGCAUGAUGGCGUUAUGUUCUGCACAACACUAG